CAGUCGAUCUCUCCCAAGAGCGCACGCGACGCUUUCGAGCAAUCGCGACGAAAACAUCGAUUCCAACUAUCGAUUAUCUUUUUUCUUUUUAAAAAUGUCAUGCAUGCCAGACCCAGAAGUGACCUUAAAAACUCCUUUCAAAAAGCAGAACAGCGAGAAAAAAUUAGAAGUUGACCGUAAGCUUUACAUCUUCGGCAGUUUUAUGAGGAAGAAGGACAAGAGGAAGUCCCUACAGCCCCAGUCUCUGAGUGCUGGGAACAGCCCUAUGCAUUCGCGCAACUCUCACUUGGGCGUGAACAUUCUUCCGAGGACGUCUGCGUACCAGGAGGCCAGGGGUGGCAAGGAGGGUGAAUGCGGGUUGUGCAGGAGGGUUCUGGAGGAGCCGCGGCUGCUGGCGUGUCUGCACAGCUUCUGCACCCGCUGCCUGCAGGGGCUGCAUCAGGAGGGAGACGAUGUGUGGAAUGAUGUCGAUGAAGGAUCAAUCCAGCUGGAGCCAGGCGGGUCUUGCUCCGGGUCGGGCGGUGGGUCGGGGGGCUCGGGCUACGAGAGCGAGCCGCGGGACCACUCGGGCUCCGAGGGCAGCUGGCCGGACCGGGACAAGGCCAAGUACGGGAUCUUUACUAGGAAGAUCUCAGGCCGCAGCGUGCAGCACGUGAUCUGCCCGACCUGCCGGCACGAGACCCCCCUCCCCCUCGGCGGGGUGUCGGCGCUGCCCCUCAACACUGUGAUGAUGAGGAGGAUCCACGCGGCCAGGGAUGACCUGGACAGGGCCAGUGUGCUGUGUGAUCUGUGCUCUAGCGAUAAUAAGGCGGAGUCCCGGUGCGAGCAAUGCCUGGUGAGCGUGUGCCGGUCCUGCCACGACGCGCACGGCCGACAGAAGGCCACCGCCCGCCACGCGCUGCGGCCCUUGGAGCCGGCCCCUGCACUCUGUAGCUUACACCCCGGGGCUGAGCUGAGUGUCUACUGCGCUACGUGCCAACAGGUGGUGUGCCGCGACUGCUGCGUCAUCUCGCACUCGGGCCACGCGCUGGGGCUGGCGGCGCGCGCGGCGGCGGAGCGCGCCAGGCGGCUGCGCGACGCGUGCUCGCGUGCAGGGUACGUGCCCGAGCACGUGCAGAGAGCUACUCGUGUGUUGCAGUGCCAGAGGUUGGAGGUGGAUACGCAAGCAGCAAAAGUAGAAGCUGAAGUGGCGACCUUCGCGGAAGAAUACCGUCGCGCGGUGGAGGCGCACGGACGAGCCCUGGUCACGUCAGCGGCGCGCGCGCGGGCACGGUACCGAGAGAAGUACGACCAGCAGAUCGGACUGUUGGAGGCCAAGGUUGCGCAAGCGGCGGAGGCGGUGAAGUUUGCUGAGGAGCUCCUAUCAGACGCCAAAGAAGACGAGCUGCUCUCCCUCUCCGGACCAGUAGAACGCAGACUCGAAUCCGUGUGUGACGUCACGGCGGGGGCGCCGCGCUGCGAGCUGCGGUUCUCGGCGGCCGCGGCCCCCGCCUGCGCGCUGCGCGGCCGCCUGCUCGCCGCCGCCGCCGACCAUAGCCACACAGUGUUGUUGACUGAUGGUCUUCAAGAUCUCCGCGUGGACUGCAAACAAGACGUAAUUAUGGAGCUGCGGGACAGCAAUGGGGAACGGAUUUGGUGCGGCGGAGAACAGGUAGCAGGCUACUUCCGGCGCAGUGACUCGAGUGCCACCCCCGAGUUUCUGAAGGUGACCGACCGCAAUGACGGGACCUACACCCUGGCACUGUGUCCAGCCAGCCCGGGAGCGUAUUUGUUGGCUGUCACGCUGAAUAACAAGCCGAUUAAGGGCAGCCCCUUCCCGUGCGCCGUGCGAGUGGCGCGCGCGCACACCGGCCAGUUCCACUGCUGCUCCUUCUGCUCCUCGGGCGGGAAGAAGAGCGCUACUUGUGGGUGCGGCGCCGCCAUGGGAGGGGGGUAUAAAGGCUGCGGGCACGGGCACGCGGGGCACCCCGGCGCGCGGCACUGGUCGUGCUGCGGGAGCACCUCCAAGCGGAGCAUCUGCAUGCGGCCGCAGUCGCAGACUUACCAGUUCUCACUGUGAAGAGUAGGACUGUUGAUCGAUGUAAAUUUAUUGAUUAAAGUCUGUUUUUUAAAUCUCAGAUACUUAUACUGAAUUUU
This is a messenger RNA of Plutella xylostella (diamondback moth), 2136 nucleotides long. RefSeq names its product E3 ubiquitin-protein ligase TRIM45. Lineage: Eukaryota; Metazoa; Arthropoda; Insecta; Lepidoptera; Plutellidae. Gene Ontology annotation, molecular function: zinc ion binding; protein binding; ubiquitin protein ligase activity. The record is from RefSeq and is a predicted model, not a curated record.